Penicillium waksmanii is the source of this 282-nucleotide messenger RNA. RefSeq lists its product as uncharacterized. The transcript has 2 exons. NCBI's taxonomy places the organism in Eukaryota, Fungi, Ascomycota, Eurotiomycetes, Eurotiales, Aspergillaceae. The record is from RefSeq and is a predicted model, not a curated record. The coding region runs from base 1 to 282 and encodes 93 amino acids.
AUGGACUUUCUUUUCCACUGGUAUACUGCGAAUGUUCCCGAAGUACAUACCACUGCAAUCUGUCUUGCGACCACCAUCUGGAUGCUACUUCCUCGUGCUCAGGACCGUCGGACUGAAAUCGCUUUGGAAAAUACAGGAGAGGACAACAGCGUUCCAAUUCCCGCCUUUCCGCCCGAGGAGAGGUCAACUUCCAGCUCGUCGUUACGCCGACGCUCCCAGUACAAGAUUGAAUCUCCGAAGUUUCCCAAUGCAGUCUCCAGCAGCUUCUCCGCGCGGUAUUAG